Messenger RNA from Raphanus sativus (radish), 1253 nucleotides. RefSeq names its product aspartic proteinase-like. The coding region runs from base 1 to 1140 and encodes 379 amino acids. The record is from RefSeq and is a predicted model, not a curated record. Lineage: Eukaryota; Viridiplantae; Streptophyta; Magnoliopsida; Brassicales; Brassicaceae. Gene Ontology annotation, molecular function: aspartic-type endopeptidase activity. The transcript is spliced from 6 exons. Gene Ontology annotation, biological process: proteolysis.
AUGGAGAGUGAAAACUUAUAUCAAAAAAUGUUCACUGUAAAGAGUCUUUUCUUGGUAGUGAUAAUCAUUUUUGAGCUAUCAAACUCCUCUGUUAGUUUAACAAUCAAGAAAACAAAUACUAAUGUUGGAGUAAUUAGUUUGAACAAGUUUCAGGAUGUGAUAUUCUAUGGGAGAAUCAGUGUCGGCACGCCACCUCAAAACUUUGAUGUAGUCUUCGACACGGGGAGCUCCAACUUUUGGGUUCCAUCCACGUCGUGGUCUGCUAAAACAACCUAUCCUCACCAAAAAUUUAACGCAAAGGCGUCAAAGACGUACCAUACACGUCCAGGAAGAAAGGAGUAUGAUAUUGCAUAUACAUCGGGUGCACUGGAAGGUACCCUAUCCAAAGAUAACCUCAUGCUAGGAGGGAUUACUCUUGAGGGGCAGGACUUCUUUAUAGGGUCUAAGCCAGAUCAUUUUUUUACAACUGUAAAAUUUGAUGGGAUACUGGGACUGGGAUUACCAGCUCUGAAGAUUUCUGGAACUGACUCGGUUCUGGAGAAUCUGGUGAACAAAAAAUUACUAACCCAACGUAUAUUCUCUAUCUGGCUGUCUUCUCGCGAGGGAGAUGGAGACGAAGUUCAAAACGCCGGUCAGAUAACUUUUGGUGGAGUUGACAAAAAACGCUUCCGUGGCGAACAUGUCUACGUUCCUGUAUUGUCGUCGACAGGCUUUUGGAACAUUUCAGUUUCCCAAUUUACCGUUCGGGGAAAAGACAUCAAAGUCUGUGUUCCACAAUGCUUUGCAUUUGUGGACUCUGGGACGACGGAUAUUGUUGGUCCAAGGGAUCAAAUCGAGAAGAUCUACAAGGAACUUGAUAUAACGAACCGUAAAAUUAAAUGCGCCGACAUUGACACGGCUCCCGUGAUCUCUUUCAACGUCGGAGGAAAUACGUUCUCACUCACUCCAGCCAAUUACAUAUACAAAUUUCGUGAUGCAAAGGGUAGCACAGUAUGCCGCGUUCAUUUUGUUAAGCCUGAAAAAAACGGUAAAACUGACUCUUGGAUUUUGGGUGCGGCGUUCAUGCAAGCAUACCAUACAGUCUUCGAUUUUGAAGAUUUCAAGAAGCCGAAGAUAGGCUUUGCUAAAGCAGCAGCAUAAGCGUGGAGAUAAAGAAGAAGCGAAAACACUAUAAAAAAAAAGGAAUACUUAAUUCGGUUUGUUGUUUCUCCUGUUAAUGAUGCUUAAUUAAGUUACAUAUUAUUAUCUUAAUA